Molecule: messenger RNA, 3624 nt
Organism: Lineus longissimus
Lineage: Eukaryota; Metazoa; Nemertea; Pilidiophora; Heteronemertea; Lineidae
Product: zygote arrest protein 1-like
Exons: 2
Coding region: 224-1057 (277 amino acids)
Source: RefSeq, a predicted model, not a curated record
UACGUGGGGAAUACACUAUGGGAAAACCACUGUUGAGCAAUUCAUUGUGCAGUGUUAGUGGCAUUAUAACUGCAGAAUUCGAGAGGAUCACUUUGGAAUGAUUCAAACUGGCAACAUUUAUUCAGUCUGUUAAUUUGUGUAACCAAAAUCAACCGAAGAGACAGAUAUAUUCAAAUCAGAAGACAUUGAAUAUCCAUAUCAAUUUGAGUUUCAAAAGGUUGUAAUGCUACCUCGACGAAAACUAACAAUUACAAUGAAUCCAAAACCAGGACGCUCCACAGUGGAGAAAAUACCAAGUGUUCAUGAUUCAAGCCUUGAAGCGAGCUUUACCCAGAUGACGAUUUCUCACAAUUCAUCAUCGUCCGACAACAAGAGCGAAAAUCCCAAUGGAGAGGAGCAGUGCAAAGGCAGAGGCCCACAUCACGAAGAGGCUGUCCGUAACAGUGGACCAUUUAACGGGAUAUUUCAGUGCAGACCUUGCAAGAUUUCAUGGGCAGUGAGCUACGCCACCUGGCCAAGCAUACUGAAACUAGACGACUGCAAACACUGCAAGAAACAGAUUCGUCCAGAGAUGCACUUGACCCCCUACCAGGGAAAAGGACGGCGUUAUGGAGGAUAUCAUUGUAGAAAUUGCAACAAUACAUGGUCAAGUGCUGCUAGCUGGGCAAACACUUAUCAACAAUGCCGGAAGUGUAAGAAGUAUGUCUACCCAAAAACCCAGGAAAGACUGCGCCACUCAGGAGAUGACAGCACUGGCAGUGGUAAACCGCACCAGCAAGAACUCUGUGGCAAGUGUCAGGAACUGGGACACCCUUGCCUCUCACUAGCAGUUGGUGCAGAUGGUGAUGAUGCUGGGAGUUCUACGACACACGAUGAUGAUGGUGAUGACCAGGAUGACUAUUAUGAGUAUGACAGACUACAGGAGUAUGUUGAUCAGCAAGAUGAUCGGUACCAAAAUGAUUAUGAUGAUGAUGAACGGAACCGAAAUGACGAUUAUGAUCAGUACCAAGAUGACUAUGAUGAUCAGUACCAAAAUGAUUAUGAAGAUGAUUACUAGUAGGCUACUAAGAUGAUAAUGAUCAUCAACAGUAAGCUGAUUAUAAUGAUGAUCAGAGCAAUGAUGGUUGUACCAAGCAGAUUAUAUUAUAAUGAUGAUCAGUACCAUGAUGAUCACAAUGUGUUAGUUGUAACUUGUAUAGAUAUCACGUGUAUAGAUAUCACGUGCACUUUAUAUAAAUAUUAGCAUUGUAUCAUGUGCAUUAUGUAUUACUAGCAUUGUACCUGUGGCGCAGGCAGGUUCAAAUGGGCUAUACCUUGAAUAGAUUAAAUUGCAAUAAACAUCUAAUGUAAUAUCAAAGGAGCGAUAUCGAAGAGACAAAUUAAACCAACCAUUUGUCCACAGACUCGGACCUAGCUGUGGCGUGCUGUAUGCGUGUAUAUAAAAGUGUAUCAGUUGGUCCGAUAGAGAUGAUGAGGCAAUGCCUCGUUCCUUAGUCAGCAAUAUGCGCCUUUUUAUACGGAGAAGAAGGAGUACCCAGAUAGGCCUUCACAUGUCGGCCUCCAAAUGGCUCGAACCAUCACUACUAUAACUUUAAAAUGCGUGCUCCUCCUAUACAUGUAGCCAGGUCUCGGGCAAGGCACUUACUCGACAGGCAAGCUAGAAGUUCAGCACCGUGAGCAGCUCCUUGAUAAGGCAAUUUCAGGUUCAGCGCGCCUCUUCAGAUCAAGUAUUGAGAGCUGUGGUGAGCACAUAAACAUACCAUGGUAACCUUCAUUAUCACGGGUUAGCUCUGGCUAACACAGCACCCAUAAACAAUAGACCACCAAUUUGACCCCAGCUCCUUACUGCGGGAAAACCCAAGUCCAGCAACCGAAAGUACCAAAAAUACAUUUUUGUUAACAUUUGAACUGCACACAUACGUUUGUUUACAAUUUCUUUCCCCGCGAAAUCUCGAAGAUCAGGUGACCUACAAUCGUGGAUUGAAAAUAACAUUAACCUUGGGUCAGGAGGUCAACACGUGUACAGGCUGUUCCAAUCACCCCCCUACAGCCAGCCGUUCAACAGUUGGUGUUAGUCACCCCACAGGGAGUGCAGGUGAUUCAUUAAUCCCCUGCAUAACUAAACAGCAAUGGCUUGGCUUCCGUGAGUGGUAAGGAGAAUUGACCGUGUCCGAUUAAAAAAUCCUCAUUACUGCUCCGCUGAAGUAAAUUUCCGAAAAUAAACAUGACGUUGCAUCAGGAUAACAUAUCACCCGCAAACGUGCAAAAUUUCGAGACGAAACACGACCCCCAAAUGGCACUUUAGUGAGCCGCCUUAUAGUAUUAUGAUAUAGAUUUGUUUUGUGUAUUAUCUGAUGUAUUUAAUUUGUAUAUACUUCUCCUUUUAGGAGGUUUUAUUAAAUAAAUAUAUAAAUAGAGUGGUUUUGGCAUGUCUUGGCUACCACAUCAGUUAUGCAAGUAUCAAUUCGUGUCUUGUACCCCCCCCCCCCUCCUCAAGGGUACGACACCCUAUCACCCUAUAACGACAUCUUUAGGCUGAAGCAUCACCCUUUUUUCACCAAUGCUACUUUUUCUUUCGUCAAGACAUCACCAUCAACAAUAUAUCAGUUAUCACCGUCAUAUAAAGUAACCGAACUAAUUUUACUGGGUAAGGCUGUAUGUUCGACAAGACAUCGACACAUUAGCAUCCUUAUUCUUUCCAGCUUCGCCAAAUUUUCACUAAAGGAAAAAUAAAUACUAUUCAAGCAUCGGCAAAGAUUAGUGGUGAUAGCUUAACUACCCUUGAGGAGGGGGGGGGUACAAGAAACGAAUUGAUACUUGCAUUAGAGGUGACUGGUAAAGCAUAGAACUUAUUUAUGUACAAUGAUGCCAUGUUGUAAUAUCUAUAAAAAGAAGUAUAUACAGGGUGGUCCAGAAAAAACGCAACCGGAUACUGCCACUACCACGUGGUUAAAACCAUUGAUAUCAGUGGAUGUGGAAUCUUUCUAGGAGGAAAAUGACACCAAGGUCGCCCAAUUUGGUUCAGUAGUUUUUGUUUUUGAGCCUAUUUUGGGAAGCACCGACAGGCUACAUUAGCGCAUAGGAAAAAUAUCGAACUGUAGUAAGAAGGUGGAUUAAAUGUUAGGUAAUAAUACUGACAUGAGAUAAUGUCGACAAGGUUCCUAGUGACAAUUUGUAACUGAGUAAAGGUCGUGUUAGCAUGGCCAGGCCUCAGCACACCAUCGAGAUGUCUGUAACCUACAGCAGAGGCACUUUUGUUUUUCUGCAUUGAACCUGGCCAAGCCAAGGGACACCAACCUUGCUUCACAAAAAUGUCUCUCCAACAAAAAUUACUGGAGAGAAUCGGUCAAUCUUGGUAUUAUCAAUCAUUCUUCUUGAAAGAUUACCAAUCCACUGGUAUCAAUGGUUUUAACCCCCUUGUAGAUGGAUUACCCGUUUGUGUUUUUUCUAAACCACCCUGUAUUUUGUUUAUGGUCCAUAGACCUUCCCCAGACGACAUCUUUUCUCAGAAUGUUUUUUACACUUUAAAUCCAUUGAACAUGUUGAACCGUUGAUUAAAAAUAGCCUGAAAUAUAUUCAUCUGGUUAUAUUUCGACAAAUAAAAUUUAGUCAGUUGUAUUGUAA